This is a messenger RNA of Melozone crissalis (California towhee), 3853 nucleotides long. RefSeq names its product VPS50 subunit of EARP/GARPII complex (gene VPS50). Gene Ontology annotation, molecular function: SNARE binding. Gene Ontology annotation, cellular component: EARP complex. Gene Ontology annotation, biological process: retrograde transport, endosome to Golgi; endocytic recycling. NCBI's taxonomy places the organism in Eukaryota, Metazoa, Chordata, Aves, Passeriformes, Passerellidae. The record is from RefSeq and is a predicted model, not a curated record. Bases 77 to 2980 code for a protein of 967 amino acids. The transcript is spliced from 28 exons.
CCCAACAUGGCUGCGCCGUGCCCCGGCGCCUUGCACGGCCGCUGAGCGCAGUCGGGGCGGCGGCGGUGGGGCCAUCAUGCAGAAGAUCAAGUCGCUGAUGACCCGCCAGGGUCUAAGAAGUCCUCAGGAGAGUGUUAAUGACCUCAGUCCUAUUGAAAACUUACGGAUUCCUACUAAGGAGGAGCUCAGAGAACUACAUGAAGAACCACCUGAUCCUCAGGCACAACAGGAAAUAAUUAACAGCAUUGAAGAAGUUUAUUUUUCCAAUGACUCCUUUGAUAUUGUGAAGUAUGAGUUAGAGAGGCUUCCUCCAGUACUUAGUCUUCAAGAACUGGAAGAGUACAGAGACAAACUAAAACAACAGCAAGCUGCUGUAUCUAAGAAAGUUGCAGAUUUAAUCCUUGAAAAACAGCCUGCAUAUGUUGAGGAGCUUGAACGUGUUACAUCAUUGCAGAGUGGCCUUCAGCUGGCAGCAGUUAUUUGCACAAAUGGAAGAAGACACCUGAAUAUAGCAAAGGAAGGGUUCACACAAACUAGUUUGGGGCUCCUUGCAAAUCAGAGGAAACGACAGCUGCUUAUUGGACUGCUAAAAUCUCUGAGAACAAUAAAAACACUGCAAAGAACUGAUGUGCGUUUGAGUGAGAUGUUGGAGGAGGAGGAUUAUCCAGGAGCUAUUCAACUAUGCUUGGAAUGCCAGAAAGCUGCCAGCACUUUCAAACACUACAGUUGUAUAAGUGAGUUAAAUUCAAAACUGCAAGACACCUUGGAACAAAUAGAGGAACAAUUGGACGUAGCACUUUCCAAAAUAUGCAAGAAUUUUGAUAUCAAUCAUUAUACAAAGGUUCAGCAGGCUUACAGGCUACUUGGAAAAACACAGACAGCAAUGGACCAGUUACAUAUGCACUUCACCCAAGCCAUUCACAACACUGUGUUUCAAGUAGUACUUGGAUAUGUGGAGCUGUGUGCAGGAAACACAGACACCAAGUUCCAGAAGUUACAGUACAAAGACCUCUGUACACACAUCACAUCAGACAGCUACAUUCCAUGCCUUGCUGAUCUCUGCAAAGCCCUCUGGGAAGUCAUGCUCAGUUACUACCGAACGAUGCAGUGGCAUGAGAACCAUGACCAAGAUGAGGCAGCGGUUGUAUCUUCUGUUUCAGAUGGCAACAAUGUGAUUGGAACUGAAGAGAACAGUUUUGAUCGCAACUAUGUAAAAAAGAAAUUGGAGCAUGGGCUUUCACGAAUAUGGCAGGAUGUUCAAUUGAAAGUGAAAACAUAUCUUCUGGGAACAGAUUUGUCUAACUUCAAAUAUGAUGACUUCAUAUUUGUACUUGAUGUUAUCAGCAGGCUGAUGCAGGUUGGAGAAGAAUUUUGUGGCAGUAAGUCUGAAGUUUUGCAAGAAUCUAUCAGAAAACAAAGUGUUAACUAUUUCAAAACAUACCACAGAACCCGUCUUGAGGAACUAAGAAUGUUUUUGGAGAAUGAGACCUGGGAACUUUGUCCUGUUAAAUCAAGCUUUAGUAUUUUGCAGCUUCACGAAUUUAAGUUCCUGGAGCAGUCGCGUUCCCCGUCGGUGUCGCCGAGCAAGCAGCCUGCCUCUGCGGCUUCAUCGGCCGUGACACUGUUCGAGCAGUACUGCGCCACGGGAAACCCCUUCGAAAUCCAGGCCGACAGCAAGGAUGAUGAGACAGAGGAUGUGCUAGCUUCCAAUGGGUAUGAAUCAGAUGAACAAGAAAAAAGUGCAUAUCAAGAGUAUGACAGUGACAGUGAUGUUCCUGAAGAGUUGAAAAGAGAUUAUGUGGAUGAGCAGACAGGAGAUGCCCCAAUUAAAAGUGUUUCUCGAGAAACUCUGAGGAGCAGAAAGAGAUCAGAUUAUAACCUCAAUAAAGUGAAUGCACCUAUUCUAACCAACACUACACUGAAUGUAAUAAGGCUUGUUGGGAAAUACAUGCAGAUGAUGAAUAUUCUGAAGCCUAUUGCAUUUGAUGUGAUCCACUUCAUGUCCCAGCUCUUUGAUUACUAUCUGUAUGCAGUCUAUACAUUUUUUGGCCGAAAUGAUAUGUUUGAAUCAACAGGACUGGGCCUCAGCAGCAGCAGAUUACGCACCACACUGAACAGAAUCCAGGAGAGUCUGAUUGAUCUGGAGGUGUCUGCUGAUCCUUCAGGGACUCUCACAGGUGCUGAAGAGAGAAAAGAGAAGGUGCCAAGCCCACAUCUCAGUCAUCUUGUAGUUUUGACAUCUGGCAAUUCACUGUAUGGCUUGGCAGAGAGAGUGGUGGCCACAGAAUCCUUGGUAUUUCUGGCUGAGCAGUUUGAAUUUCUUCAGCCUCAUCUUGAUGCAGUGAUGCCAGCUGCCAAGAAGCCUUUUCUUCAGCAGUUCUAUUCUCAGACAGUGUCAACUGCCAGUGAACUACGUAAACCGGUUUAUUGGAUUGUUGCUGCUAAAGCCAUUGAUUAUGAACAAAUGCUUCUUCUCAUGGCUAAUGUGAAAUGGGAUGUGAAGGAAAUCAUGUCACAGCACAAUGUAUAUGUAGAUGCCCUUUUGAAGGAAUUUGAAGAAUUUAACAGGAGGUUGAAUGAUGUGUCUAAGAGAGUCCGUAUUCCAUUGCCAGUCUCCAACAUCCUUUGGGAGCACUGCAUACGCUUGGCCAAUAGAACUCUUGUGGAAGGUUACGCCAAUGUAAAGAAGUGCAGUAAUGAAGGACGUGCCUUGAUGCAACUGGAUUUUCAACAAUUCUUAAUGAAACUAGAAAAGUUAACAGACAUUAGGCCCAUUCCAGAUAAAGAAUUUGUGGAAACCUACAUUAAAGCAUACUACCUGACAGAAAAUGACAUGGAAUCCUGGAUAAAAGAACAUAGGGAAUAUUCCACUAAGCAGCUGACCAAUCUGGUGAAUAUUUGUCUGGGCACCUACAUCAACAAAAAGGCAAGACAGAAGCUGUUAGCUACCAUUGAUGAAACAGACAGGCCUAAGAGAUAACUGGAGAAAGCUGCUUUCUUUCUGACGUGUGAAGCAUGCAGACAUUUCUCUCAUGGACUAAUGACAACAUUAGAAAUGUUGUGCAUGACCUUUCCUAGCAACAUUGGAGACACUCUGAAGUGAAAUUGGUCUAAAAUAUGACUUUUCUAAUCUGUAGAAUUAUUUUCUGUUGUUUUUCUUUUUUUUUUCUUUUUUUUUUUUUGAUUACUUGCCCUUAGUGAAGGGCCACUGUGUAUCAUUGAUGAGCUAUAUGUUUUACAAAAGUGUAUACUGUAAGUAAAAUCAAAAUCAGAAACACAAUGGUUUAAUAUAUCAUUGAUGCUCUUUUUAAAUAAAAGGGCUACUUGAAAAUAUGAUUUCUUUCCUCCCUGCUUUCACCUCCAGAAAUUGUGCUGUAUUAUAGUUCAGUGUAAAGUGAAAGGAUAUGUAUAAUAAUUUGAUCUAUGUAUCCUGCAUGUGGAUUAAGAGUGCAGACCAACUAAGUACUGUCAUGUUGGAGCCCAUCAUCUUCAUAUGUAUUUAAAAAUGUCUGUUUAUUUCAGAAUUAAUUUAGUCAUAUCAAAAUGAUUGACUUCAGAUUAAUAGAAGAUAAUAAACAUUGUAUGCUAAUACAAUUUGUUUGUGAGACUUUGUUUUUCCAAUUCAGCAAUGCAAAAUGCCCGCAAUAAUGCCAGGGAAUCAGAGUAAUGUUUUUCUGACCGAAGUUUUGGAUUGAUACUAAGAUAGUCUUCCUGUUUCCUGCUUUGCUGUAGCAUCCUGAGUGAUCUUGAGCAAAGUAAAAUGGCUUUAACUGCAUAUGUGCCCUGGAAAUCAAUUUGUCAGAGCAUCACUGACUUCACUGAAAUUUUCUGUUUUACCUUUGGUUUUCAGUAU